AUGCUCCCCCGAGAGAUCGGUCAACCCUGGUAUGAGAUCGAUGAUUUCUGGGAUAGUAAACUCUGGGAAAUUGAACCACAUUGCCAGUUUGCCGGUCUUGGGGGCGAAGAUACCAUGAUUCUGAGUGGUGGCUAUGGUGCCCCAAUACAUUGGAAAUCCUUCGAGCCAGUCAAUAUGUUGAUGCGCAACACUGUGAAACGCUGGAUUGCUAAAGCUGCCCUGCGGAGCACGCCCUUGUGGCUCAUUACAGGCGUGAUAAUGCUAGCAGUCACUGGAUCAAAAGGUGGAGGAUAUGCUCUAGCAUUCAGAACAUGGGCGGCCCAGCCAUGGCUAUUCGGAUUCGAGGGUUAUAUGGAGAUUGGUGAGAUCGAGAGAAUGAUCUUUGGUAUAAAUCUUGGCCGGUUGAAGUGGAGCCCAUAUUCUAGUGAUCUCUCGCUUCACUAUCAAGACCAGAACGGUGAGUGCGUGGGACAAUAUCCUACACGUCGACCUUCUCCUGCAGAAUUUGUCUCCACUGCUUUCAAUUCCGAGUAUGGAGAGCUCACACUUUUUACCUUGAUUGACACCAGCACCUUCACUGUUGCCCUAUUCCGAGCAGUCCAUUCCCCCGUUGCACUGUUGCUCUGUGGCAGCGAAGGCGGCAUGCAGCGAGCCCUGCUUUGCUCCUAUGACUGGGAAACACAGACACUCUAUCGCGAAACUGUUUUGCGGGUCGAAACUAUCACUUUGGAGCACAUGUCACGCGUCGAUCAGUUUCGGCUGGGAUUGAAAAGACCUAUGGAGGAGACACUAGAAGUUGAUUGUGUAUGA
Messenger RNA from Penicillium malachiteum, 810 nucleotides. RefSeq lists its product as uncharacterized. The record is from RefSeq and is a predicted model, not a curated record. The coding region runs from base 1 to 810 and encodes 269 amino acids. The transcript has 2 exons. NCBI's taxonomy places the organism in Eukaryota, Fungi, Ascomycota, Eurotiomycetes, Eurotiales, Aspergillaceae.